GAGAGGGGUGGGAGAGAGAGAGGGAGAGAAAGAGAGAGAGAGAGAGAGAGAGAGAGAUGCAGCCCUGAUGUCAGUAUAUUUUUAGCCAGAGAGUACACCCCUAAUGAACUAGUUUCAGACCUAUUACACAUUUUUAAGCUGUUUUUCAGAUAAGAAACUUCACAAAACAGUUUAUGGUAAUAAUAAAACACAAAUUGCUACAGCCAGUGCAGAGAUUAAAUCAAAAGUUUAGACUAAAGAAUGAUAAAUACUUUUAAGUCUAUGUAAAGAAAUAACAAAGCUGGCAAGUUUUUAUUUCUGAUCAUUUUCUUUAUGAGACAACCAUAAACAGAUUUUCAGAUUAUAUGACUCGCAACAUCCAUUUUCUCAUUUAAUGCCUAUAAUCCCAGAUCCACAUUGAUAAUAUGUUUAACAAACAACAGUGCAAUUUUCUGUAAAUAUAUGGUAAGGAAGGACCAUCAUUCAGCAAUGACAACUGGUUUUUUACUUUACUUAGUGAAUGUAUCGUUUGUUAUGAGCAGAUGCUAUGUCUUUUCCCUGAGGCCAUUAUUUUGGAAUUUUUUGAUUCAUUGAUAAUGGAAUUUCCUGGUUGGCCUGCUGCAUCAGGUUUUUACUGAUUAUUUGUUUCAUCACUUAUUGAUGUACUUACUACGGGACUUUGCAUAAAGAGUGACAUAAGCAAAAGGAAAAAUCCUGAGGCUCAAGGAGCUAAAGUUUAAUAAUAAAGGAGAGGAAAAAAAACAGAGAAGAGAGCACAGGAGAGGACAACUCUUCUACCCACAUGAUUCAUUCACUUACUCACUCACUCAUUCACUCACUCACACUCACUCACUCACUCAUACAGUACAAUUUAUCAUAACCUCAGCAGAGUCCAAAUAGUUGAUAGAUAAUUAUGAGCAAGCUCCGAUGCCAAAACUUCAGAAAAAAGAAACAGGAUUUUUGGCAUGCCUUCCUCAGUUUGAGUCCAUUUUUGGUGCUUAUUCAUUCAUAUUCUGCUAUUAUUUUAAGCACUGAACAGAAGAAAUAAAGACUGCACAAAGAUUCAUAUUUAACAAUAUGCAGUCCACACGGUUAUUUACAGUAUGAUUUAUUUAUUUAUUGUGCAAACCCACAAAUUAGACUAAUGGAUAAAACCAUUAAAGGUAAUCAGAGCUAGUCUUGUCUUAAGUACUGAACAAAAUAAACCUAAUUUAUUUGUACAUGAUAGUUAACUUGUUAUACAUAAUAUCCAGCAUUAAAGUUAAAUGUCCACAAAAAUCCGUAUUUUAAGUCCAGAGAUUUAUGUUAUAAGGUUAACAUUUAAAGUAAUACUUUAAUAUUUUGCAUAAUUUUAUAGAUUCUGAAAAAUUACAUCUGAGGCCUGCCAACAUCAUAAUAAUACAUGGAAGAGAUUUCUGGCUGCAAUGUUACCUGGAAACCUGGUUGCAUUGAAUUCAUUAGGAUUUAUCUUCAAGGAAGCACGCAUAGUGUAUGGCUGUACUCCACUCAGUUACAGAUACCAAGGCACAAUGUCACAUUCAAAAUGCCAAGUCUUUUUAUCUGAUAUCAGGACUUUCAUAUAUGAAUGGUAAAAUCAGAAGCAGAAAAUUCACAAUAUUGUUGAAUAUUCCUUUCCAGCUUUCAGCUAUGAAGGUUGAAAAUCCGUCAGAAGGUAAGAAGAUGGAGCAGCCCAGACUGGAAGCAAAGCAACAGAAUGUGAAGGUGGAAACUGAGGUGGAAGAAGAGAAGAAGGAAGAAAGCGAAGGCCUGAUCGAAUUCUUCAGUUCCUACCAGGACCUUUUCCAAUUUUUUUGCAACAAUACAACCAUCCAUGGUGCCAUCCGGCUGGUUUGUUCUAAGAAGAAUAAGAUGAAGACUGCCUUUUGGACAGUUCUUUUUUUCCUGACUUUUGGCCUCUUGUAUUGGCAGUUUGGAAUCAUUUAUACAAAUUAUUUCAGCUUUCCAGUCAACUUGAAUUUGAACCUGAACUCUGAUAGACUUACCUUUCCUGCUGUCACAGUAUGUACUCUCAAUCCGUAUAGGUAUAGUGCUUUUCGGAAAGAGAUGGAAGAAUUGGAUCAAAUGACCCGACAGACUCUUCUGGAGAUGUACAAAUACAAUAUAUCUUUGGAGCACAAAUCCUCUCAGAAGCGCAUCUCUAGGAGUCUAUACAAUCAUAUUCAGCGCUACCCACUGCAUCGACGCAAACGUGAUAUACGAGCCAACAUGGAGGACAAUAACCCCCAAGUGGGCAAAAGUGAUUCGAGCAUUGGUUUCACCCUGUGUAAUGAAAACAAGACAGAUUGUUUCCAGCAAAUGUAUUCCUCCGGUGUGGAUGCCAUACGGGAGUGGUACAGUUUUCAUUACAUCAACAUUUUGGCAAAGUUCCCUGACACUAAGGCCCUAGAGGAAUCCAACUUCACAAGCUUCAUCUAUGCCUGCCGAUUCAACGAACUGACAUGUAACAAAGCGAACUAUACACAUUUUCAUCAUCCUAUUUAUGGGAACUGCUACACGUUCAACGACAAUAGCAGCACUUUGUGGAUGUCCUCCUUGCCUGGGAUCAACAAUGGCCUUUCUCUCGUCAUCCGUACAGAGCAAAAUGACUUUAUCCCACUAUUGUCCACUGUGACUGGAGCCCGAGUAAUGGUCCACAAUCAGAAUGAACCCGCCUUCAUGGACGAAGGAGGUUUUAAUGUGCGUCCUGGCAUAGAAACAUCCAUCAGUAUGAGAAAGGAAACCACCCAGCGUCUUGGGGGAAGCUACAGUGACUGCACAGAAGAUGGAAGUGAUGUGCCAGUGAAGAACCUAUUCCCAUCUCGUUACACUGAGCAGGUCUGCAUACGUUCCUGUUUCCAGACCAGUAUGGUAGAACGAUGUGGCUGUGGCCAUUACUUCUACCCCUUACCCCCAAGAGCAGAGUACUGUGACUCCGCUAAGCAUGUAGCCUGGGGUUACUGCUAUUAUAAACUCCAAGCUGAAUUUAAAGCAAACCACCUAGGCUGCUUCACUAAAUGCCGAAAACCUUGCAAAGUGACAGAGUACCAGCUGUCAGCCGGAUAUUCACAAUGGCCUUCAUCUGUCUCUGAGUCCUGGGUGUUUCACAUGCUGAACCUGCAGAAUAAAUACAAUGUCAUAUCUAAGAGGGAUGGAAUUGCCAAAGUGAAUAUAUUUUUUAACGAGUGGAAUUAUAAAAGCAACGGAGAAUCUCCAGCUUUCACGGUGGUGACAUUACUUUCCCAGCUAGGGAACCAAUGGAGUCUUUGGUUUGGUUCAUCAGUCCUUUCUGUGGUAGAACUGGCUGAGUUGAUUUUGGAUUUUUUGAUUGUCACCUGCAUCCUGGUUUUCCGCCGGCUGUACUUAUAUCAAUCCUCGGACCUUUAUACACCCAGCAACUCAAAUAACUCUGUCUUCCACAAUGUAUUUGCAGUUCACAAAACUCCACAAGAAAUGCCUGCCGAGACUGGGAUCACUGCACUGCCAUCCUAUAACACCUUAGAAACAUUAGACUUACACAGAGUUUCCUGCAGGAGAACAGAAUAAAAGCCAGACUUUGGAUAUGAAUGCUUUGGAUAUGACAUUGUUAUGUACUCCAAUUAAUGCUGACUUAUAGACUCAGCACUUGGAACUAACUGGUUACCUGGAUUCUUACACCCAGAGGAGACAGACCUGCAUGUCAUUUAAAAGAAUUUUGAAGGUACAGACCCAGUGACAUGAAAGCACCUUUCUUUCUCACUUUGUCCUUGGUGUGCGCACAAUUCCUCAAGUCUGUAUCUGUCCACCACCAAACAAAAUUAAAAAGAUGGAUUGUGUGUAGAUAUUCUUUCCCCCAUAUAUUUUGUAAAGUAAGUUUCUACAAAUUGAUCUGGGUUGUUGCUCCCCGUUUCUUUUCUUUGAGGCCACUUGCUGAUCAAAUUAAAGUCAAGUGGACAAAGAAACCUAACCCCUUUCUUGUAGGUUAAAAACAAACACAAGCUUUUCAGUAUUUUUCCCAUCCCUUGAAAUAGCUAGAACUCUUUGCUGCUUGAAGUUAUGCAUUUGAAACCGAGAACAGCUAAACAGGAUAUGAAAGCUUCCUAGGAUUAGAACAAUCCUAGUACAUAUACAUGGAUAAACUUCCAUACUUUGAAAAGUAAAGGUUCCCCAAUUCUGGGUCCAUGAAGUACAAAGAUAUACUUCAACCAGUGCUUCUUUAAGCAAGCUAUAUCAAGAUCUUUAUCCACUUCUCUUCCUUAUGAGUAGAUCCAAGCUUUGAAGACUGUAUACUUUAUUUUGCAUUUAAUAUGGAUGUUACGUCUUGCUCUACUACUCUGAGACUCAAUAUUCAGCUCCUGUAUUGUGUAUCUCCCUCUGAAUGACUUCAGUUAAACAAACUGUUUCCUACUCCCUUUGUUCUCCUGAGAGCUAAUGCCACAAAAACAGUAUAUUCUUAGUCUUAGGUUCAUUCUUGAAGUGUGUGGAUGGGCUUCAUAUUGUCACCGUUUUCUAUUCAACAAAUAUGAUACUUCUCUACAAGCAAAGCAUAGUUAUGUGAACAUCAGCUUCCUUUUCUCCCUUUCAAUAGUACUGUAUCAAAAAAUCCAAGAUGGGGUUAGAAGGUCAGACUUUCUAACUUAUAUUGUUAGAAAGCAUUGUUGUUUUAAUACAUAUUUGUUGUUUUCUAGCAUACAACUUCUCUAUGCUAGUUCUGCAUAAACCCACUAACCUACAUAGGAAGAUAACUGUAUGCUAUACAAAGAGAAGAUUAAUUUAUGAAGAUUCCACUAGUGUUCCAUCAAUCAAGGUCCACCUUCUAUAUUUCAUCUCAUUAACAAAAAAAGGAAAAGGCAUGGAUCUCCAGCCCUUCCAAUUGAAGAAUUUUACUGAAGUAGACUUUUAGCCCUUUUCUUCACAAAAUAUUGUGCUCUUUGCGUAUUACAGCCAGUAAAAAUGGAAAGUACUUUCAGCAGUGAAGAUUUCCAUUGGCAAUGAAGCAAGAAUCCCACCAACAUCAGUGUUUCUCUCCCAGUGCUUCCUUCUGAGUUCUUAAAGAUUUCCUUGUUCCUUGACUGCAUAUGGACAGCCACUUCUGCAAAGACUCUCUCUGAAUGUUUACUAAUAUGUUAGCUUAAUCCAGUGGUUCUCAACCUGUGGGUCGGGGCGCCAUUUGGGGUCGAACGACCAUCUCACGGGGGUCGCCAAACAACGCAGUCCGCCAUUUUUUUCCCCUUU
Molecule: messenger RNA, 5190 nt
Organism: Crotalus tigris (Tiger rattlesnake)
Lineage: Eukaryota; Metazoa; Chordata; Lepidosauria; Squamata; Viperidae
Gene: SCNN1A
Product: sodium channel epithelial 1 subunit alpha
Exons: 12
Coding region: 1471-3522 (683 amino acids)
Biological process (GO): sodium ion transmembrane transport
Cellular component (GO): membrane
Molecular function (GO): ligand-gated sodium channel activity
Source: RefSeq, a predicted model, not a curated record